Betta splendens (Siamese fighting fish) is the source of this 1992-nucleotide messenger RNA. RefSeq names its product glycosyltransferase 8 domain containing 1 (gene glt8d1). Bases 337 to 1443 code for a protein of 368 amino acids. The record is from RefSeq and is a predicted model, not a curated record. Gene Ontology annotation, molecular function: glycosyltransferase activity. The transcript has 9 exons. Lineage: Eukaryota; Metazoa; Chordata; Actinopteri; Anabantiformes; Osphronemidae. Gene Ontology annotation, cellular component: Golgi apparatus.
GUGGCCAUCUUUUACGAAGAGCGGCCGUGAUGGAAGAUACACUUGAUGUUGAGUUGGCAGUUUGGCUGCAGGCUUAAACUACAACUCCCGUUACGUCUGCUUGCUAUUUUCUGAUUUACCGUCUCCCGCGUUGUGUAAACUAAUUAAUUGUUGUAUGAGCUUAGAGUUAAAGCCUAUGGUUUGCAAACGGUGUGGUUGUGAGCUUAUGCGGUCGCCACGCAGCAGAGUUUACCUGAGUCCACCUUAGCCCGACAGCUAAUACAACCAGUCGGUGGUUAUUUUGUUUGGAAUUUCGCUUUGAUCAGACCUGUUGAACGGACGGAUGAGGCCGCUAUCAUGACUCUGAGGAGAGUAAACGUGAUAAUCCUCGUGCUGUUGGCUGUAGCCUUCUUGAUCAUAGUUCAACGAAACCUCCUCAACUUGAGUGACUUCUUGCACAAGGAACAUCCAGAUGCAGCAGCAGUUCUGCCAUUUGAGUCUGAGCUGUCUCCAGACCUGGGACUAGAGCUGGUGAGGAAAGGGGAGGAGAUACCCGUCCUCAUCACGGCUGCUGAGGAGAGACUCGGUGCUGUGGUUGCUGUCAUGAACAGUGUCUACCAAAACAGCAAAGCCAACGUGGUUUUCACCAUUGUGACCAUGAAUGACACAGUGGAUCACCUAAAAACGUGGCUGAGCAGGACAAAGUUGAAAAAUAUAAAAUUCAAAAUAGUUGUUUUCAACACUAAGAUUUUGAAUGGGAAGGUAUCCAAAGAUCCUCAGACCCUACAGGCUGCAAAACCGUUAACCUUUGCUAGGUUUUAUUUGCCUGCAUACGUGCCUGAUGCAGAGAAAGCCAUCUAUUUGGAUGACGAUAUCAUUGUACAAGGGGACAUUCAGGAGCUUUAUGACACCAGCCUCAAACCAGGACACGCAGCUGCCUUUUCAGAUGACUGCGAUUCAGCAUCUGCCAAGGGCAUUGUUCGAGGGGCUGGGAACCAGAAUAACUAUAUAGGUUUCCUGGACUUCAAAAAGGAGUCCAUCAAGAAGCUGGGGAUGAGGGCUAACACCUGCUCCUUCAACCCUGGCGUCAUCAUCGCCAACUUGACUGAGUGGAGGAACCAAAACAUUACCUGGCAGCUGGAGCACUGGAUGGAGCUCAACACACGGGAGGACCUGUACAGUAAAACACUGGCAGAGAGCAUCACCACCCCCCCACUGCUCAUUGUUUUCUACAAACAUCACUCUACCAUCGACCCCAUGUGGCAUGUUAGACACCUUGGUGUUACUGGUGCCGGAAACCGUAACUCACCACAGUUUAUCAAAGCUGCCAAACUCCUUCACUGGAACGGACACUAUAAGCCUUGGGGGAGAGCGUCCGCCUUCUCUGAUGUUUGGGACAAGUGGUUUGUUCCAGACCCCACAGGAAAAUUUAGUCCUGUGAGAAGACAUGCAGGGGACAACUAAACCUAAAGUGUAUUUCAGGCACCUUUUGACCAGCCCUGUCCCGGCAGGACUACGUCUUGUUACCUCAGGAACUAAAUAAGGCCUUUAGCUUGCCACCCUAUUUGCAUUCUGCCCUGGAGACUGUUGUUCCCUUGAUGACACACAAUUACCUUUAUCCUUAACCCUGUGCAUUGUUGUUGACCUGGUACACAUGGUGGUGUUUGACUAUCAAACCCCCAAUUAAGGUUCUAAUGUUUUAGCAAUGCAAUUGUCUUACUUUAACUCACUGCAAUACUUCCUGUGGAAAAAUGGAUAUUAGCUCUAGAUAACAGUUAAAACCAAGCUCUUUGCAGUCAGGUUAAUUGGCCCCAGAUGUCUAACUAUGCCACAAGUGAACACUAUGUUCUGCCUAAUGGUUAACUGUGUUUCAAUGCUUUUAUGUCAAUUCCAACACAGAUAAUCUUUACACUAAAUUUUCAUACUCUUAUACCUUUGUUAAACCUUUUUUUACAUUUUCCUUGCUGGUGUAAAAGUCAUUUUUGUAAAAUAAAAGCCCAAAUUUUAUCCUUA